This is a messenger RNA of Ruditapes philippinarum (Manila clam), 654 nucleotides long. RefSeq lists its product as uncharacterized. Bases 1 to 654 code for a protein of 217 amino acids. The transcript is spliced from 5 exons. The record is from RefSeq and is a predicted model, not a curated record. NCBI's taxonomy places the organism in Eukaryota, Metazoa, Mollusca, Bivalvia, Venerida, Veneridae. Gene Ontology annotation, cellular component: membrane.
AUGAAGGAGCAUUUUCUAUGGCUGUUUCAGGGAAUAGGUGCUACGAAAUUUUGGGGCGCAAAGACGCUGAGCGUCGAACACUGCAUGAAACUAUGUGUACGACAAAGUCAAUGCAAGUCUAUCAACUUUGAUCUGAAAACAAGAAUGUGUGAGUUAAACAAUAACUUGAGGCACGGGACACAAAAGGCAUCAGAUUCCAACGUUUACUCCGAGUUCCAGUCGUGGCCUCCGGAGGUUGACGAAAUGUGCUACAGUCGUCCUUGCAAGGACAACGAGGUGUGUAUACCAAAGUCGCUUUUGAUGUCUUCAGAUGACGGGAAAUGCUCGUACUCUUGCAUGCAAUUUAGUCGACCCGUGUGUCCUUUACCGAAAAUGGGAACUUUUAACGGUCGAACCGUUGGCUCUGUGAAUAUCGUAAAGUGUCCCAAGGGCAUGAAAGGCGGGGGUAGUGCAGAGUGUCAGCAGAAUCUAAAAUGGGACAAGAAAAUUAACAAAUGUGUUGGAUUUCGUUUUAGAAAUGAAAAUGAAACCAAAAAGUUUGUAAGAGCAGAUCUUGAAACAAAUCAUGAUGGCGAAUGGAAACAAGUUUCCAGCGACAACUGGAAUUGGAAUAAAACCCAGGUUGCCUGUAGAGACCUUCUUGAUCUAGAGUAA